AUGCCGUCCUUGGGCUGUGCCCCGCAGGGGACAGCCGUGGCUAGCUCAGCCCUGGGAGCCAUCCUCGCUGUGCUGGCCUCGCUCAUCAUCGCUGCCAACACGCUGGUGGCCAUCGCUCUCCUUCGCCUCAUCCAGAAGACCGGCUCCAAGGGGCUCUAUUUUGUCCUUAAUCUCGCUGUUGCAGAUGCCAUUGUUGGCUUCACGGUUAUGGGUCUGGUCAUGGAUGAGUUUUCCCAGCCCUUUUGUCCUCCCCAGAUCUUCUGCGUCCUGAGAAUGGCUUUCGUGACCUCCUCUUCUGCUGCCUCUAUCCUAUCCCUCAUUCUGGUUGCGUGCGACAGGCACCUAGCAGUCAGGAAGCCUUUCCACUAUUUCCAGCUGGUGACAGGCCUGCGGGUCGGGGUGCGCUUGGUGGGGCUCUGGCUGGUUGCUGCCAUCAUCGGCUUCUUCCCAGUCCUCACCCCGGACUUUCAGAACGUCUCCACCGAUGACAAGUGCUCCUUCUUCGGGGUCUUCCAUCCCUCCUACAUGCUCACCGUCUUCUGCAUCGGCUUUUUUCCAGCGCUCUCUCUCUUCAUUUACAUGCUGAAGAUCGCCUCGGUGCACGUGCAGCACAUCCAAGAAGUGGAGCACGCAGGGCUGGUGGGCGGCUGCCCCCCGUCCCGCACCACCAGCGACAUGAAGGCCAUGCGUACCGUCGCCGUGCUCAUCGGGUGCUUCGCGCUGUCCUGGUUGCCGUUCUUCAUCGCCAGCAUCGUGCAAACCAUCUGUCUGGAAUGCUUCCCCUACAGAGUCAUUGAGAACUACCUCUGGCUGCUGGGACUGUGCAACUCCCUCCUGAACCCCCUGCUCUACUCCUACCGGCAGAAGGACGUGCGGCUGCAGCUCUCCCAGCUGGCCGCCGGAGGGAAAAGGGAUGGGACCCGCCGCCGCUUGCCUGGCAGAGGCACCAAGUCCCUCCCCACCGUGUCCUGCCUGCGGCUCCAGGACUGA
Molecule: messenger RNA, 990 nt
Organism: Cariama cristata (Red-legged seriema)
Lineage: Eukaryota; Metazoa; Chordata; Aves; Cariamiformes; Cariamidae
Gene: GPR119
Product: G protein-coupled receptor 119
Biological process (GO): G protein-coupled receptor signaling pathway
Cellular component (GO): membrane
Molecular function (GO): G protein-coupled receptor activity; phosphatidylcholine binding
Source: RefSeq, a predicted model, not a curated record